UAAUAUAGACUAGAAGGUCUUAGCGUCCUUAUCCUUGGACUAACGUAAACAUUUCAUGGAUUAAUGUUAUAUUUAAAUAGUAAUUUUAUAACGUUGCAGGAAUUUUUGUUGAAAGGCGAAGUGCAUAGUUGACAAAUUGUUUAAAUGUUUCAUCAGGAAGUUUUGGAAAUGUGUAUCAUUUCAGGAAUGGACACAUGAUUCGCAUUGAGAAGUUUUAUUAUGCGCUCUAUGGAUUCUGGAAUGUUAUAACAACUUAAUUUUUGGGGGGCACGUUUUUGUUUUCACUUGGUUUUAAUUUUACAUUCCAGUUUUUCUUUUUAAUUUCUCCUUGAACAUGCCAAUGAAAAGGAACACAGGGAGUCCAUUGAAGAAUGGCACGUUUCAUCAGCUACAACCGUCGCAGGCGAAGCGAGCUUGCAAAAGCGCAGAUGACCUCCAUGCAACAACUAUUGUUGACCAUGACGAUCUUAGAAAAAACGUGUUUUUCAAAGCCAGACUCGAGGAGGAGGAGGAUUCAGGAAUUAAAUCAGAAGCCGAUGAGAGCAAUGGGAGCAUAUCUUCAGAGGAAGACCUAGAUUAUUCUAAGACCUUCUCUUUAAAACAAACCGUGCCAAAGAAAAGCAUCAGUCAAAUUAUCAAGGACAAGAAGAAACAGACUCAUCUUACUUUACAAUGGCUUGAGGAAAACUACAUCGUCUGUGAAGGUGUUUGCUUGCCCCGUUGCAUUCUUUAUGCUCAUUAUUUAGAUUUUUGUCGGAAGGAGAAAUUAGAUCCUGCUUGCGCUGCCACUUUUGGGAAGACUAUACGACAGAAAUUUCCUCUGCUUACAACACGAAGGCUUGGAACUAGAGGCCAUUCAAAGUAUCAUUAUUAUGGGAUUGGAAUUAAAGAAAGCAGUGCGUAUUAUCACUCUGUGUACUCGGGAAAAGGCUUGACACGAUUCUCCGGAAGCAAGCUUAAAAAUGAGGGAGGAUUCACCAGGAAAUAUUCCCUUAGCUCUAAAACAGGGACGCUUUUACCUGAAUUCCCAUCUGCACAACAUCUAGUCCUCCAUGAGUCUGUUUCAAAAGAUAAGGUCGACACGUUAAUUAUGAUGUACAAAACACACUGCCAGUGCAUUCUAGACAACGCCAUUAAUGUCAACUUUGAGGAGAUCCAAAACUUUCUGCUUCACUUUUGGCAAGGGAUGCCUGAACAUCUCCUGUCACUACUGGAGAAUCCAGUUAUUGUGGACAUCUUCUGUGUGUGUGACUCUAUACUUUACAAAGUUCUGACUGAUGUUCUCAUCCCUGCUACCAUGCAGGACAUGCCAGAGAGUCUUUUGGCAGAUAUUCGGAAUUUUGCCAAGCACUGGGAAAACUGGAUGGUGUCUUCCUUGGAGAACCUCCCGGAAAUCCUUUCGGAAAAGAAACUGCCCAUCGCUCGCCGCUUUGUGUCUUCUUUAAAGAGACAAACCUCGUUUUUACAUCUUGCACAGAUCGCAAGACCUGCACUUUUUGACCAAAACGUAGUGACCGCCAUGGUGAAUGAUAUUGAUGAGGUGGAUCUGAAUAGUAUUGGUUCUCAAGCGUUCCUUUCGAUCACAAACGACCAAGAUUCUGACUUCUACUCUGAAUAUGACUCCGUGUCAGUGUUUCAAGAGCUGAAAGAUCUCUUAAGGAAAAAUGCCACAGUGGAGUCGUUCAUUGAAUGGCUGGACUCUGUGGUGGAGCAGAAAGUUAUAAAGCCUAGCAAGCAAAAUGGUCGAUCGGUUAAAAAGCGAGCUCAGGAUUUCCUUCUAAAGUGGAGUUUUUUUGGCGCUCGAGUGAUGCACAAUCUCACUCUAAACAAUGCAACUAGCUUUGGUUCCUUCCACCUCAUUCGGAUGCUUUUGGACGAGUACAUCCUGCUAGCAAUUGAAACGCAGUUCAACAAUGACAAAGAGCAGGACCUGCAGAACCUGCUGGAGAAAUACACGAGGAACGCAGAUGCCAGUAAGGCUACAUUCACCGCCUCUCCAAGCUCCUGUUUCUUGGCCAAUCGAAAUAAAGGCAGCACGACCUCCAGUGAUUCCAGUGUCAAGGACGAGAAUCCUCCGGAAAAUGUUUUUCUAGCACUCACAGCCGCACAGCAAGGACUCGGGGCCAAUACUCUCGUGUACCACGGACAAAUGGAUUACCAGACCAGCGGCCCUCUCAUGACGCCUCCAAUAUCUCCAGCCAUGAUGAACCGUAGCAGUGUGAUCAACCAGGGUCCAAUGGCAAUGAGACCCCAAAGCACCUGCCCCAUUCAGCCCCAAGUGUCUUGCCAGGCCUUCACUGAUACCAUGUACCAGACACUACCUAGUGUUACCACUGGCUCCUAUCACAACUCCCCAUACUACCAGACAGUGUUUAGAUCUCAAGCGCACACGCCUACAUCAACCUACCAGGCUCGUGCAGAAAGCGGACGUUACACUUCUUUCUCUGGACACCAGCUAGCCAAAGACUGUUUUGGGAUCAGCUGUACAGCAUCUCCGUACAGCUCCAGGGUGUCAUCGAAUGGAUACAUAGCCGCAGGUGACUCUGUUAUGGACACGGAGACCGUUCAGCUUCUGGACUCUGCAGGGUUCAGUUUUGGAGGCAGUGCCACCAACGGGGAUGGAUGUUCGGGUCCGGCUUGCUCAGGACCAGACACAGGACACAGUGGAUACUAUGGUUCCAGUGGUUAUGUGGAUGCUCAAAGGAUGAGCACAUUUAUUGACCAGCACGUGUCGGUUAUCAGCAGUGUGAGCAGCACCCGCUCUGUAUCAGCCUACACCGAGGUUCAUGAUCCUCUCAAUAUUCUGGACGAUACAAGCAGAAAAACAGCAAGACCCUUCUACACUGAACUGGCCUCAAUGGGAACACACACAACAGGAUCCAGCGUACCUCAUUCCUGUGCCGUAUCUGCACCAUGCAUGUAUGGUACUGCUGCUCCAUAUCACUCCCAGAAUGCAUUGCUGCCUCAUCAGGGGACCGCUGCGGACAUUCGAGAAAUGGUUUCCUCUCUUCCACCCAUCAACACUGUGUUUAUGGGUUCAUCGGGUGGACCGGCCUGACUGUUAGGAAACAGCACUGGUUCAUUAUGUCUGCUAUACUCACUAAAGGUGAGACAUGUUUUAGCACGUGUAUAUAUAUACAUGUCUAUAUCUAUAAAUCAAUAACAGGGUCUGUAUACAGUACAUUGCUGAUUUAUUUUUUAUAUGUUGUUUGAAAUAAAUCGCUAUUAAACAUUUUAUGGAAAUUGCUGAACCCAGUAAUAACUUAAUUGUAUAAUAAAUCAGUAACACUACAAUAAGGUUGUAUUUGUUAACAUAGUUAAUGCAUUAGCUAACAUGAAUUAUUAAUAAAUAAUACUUAUACAGAAUUAAUGCUAAUUUCAGCAUUUACUAAUACAUUUUCAA
This is a messenger RNA of Paramisgurnus dabryanus, 3403 nucleotides long. It is a transcript of the gene rfx6, whose product is annotated as regulatory factor X, 6. Gene Ontology annotation, biological process: regulation of transcription by RNA polymerase II. The record is from RefSeq and is a predicted model, not a curated record. NCBI's taxonomy places the organism in Eukaryota, Metazoa, Chordata, Actinopteri, Cypriniformes, Cobitidae. Gene Ontology annotation, molecular function: RNA polymerase II cis-regulatory region sequence-specific DNA binding; DNA-binding transcription factor activity, RNA polymerase II-specific.